Molecule: messenger RNA, 1575 nt
Organism: Closterium sp. Naga37s-1
Lineage: Eukaryota; Viridiplantae; Streptophyta; Zygnematophyceae; Desmidiales; Closteriaceae
Source: the annotation of a GenBank genome assembly
AUGAAUCAGCGCGCGCUUAUCCUAGGUGCCGUGGCCGUGGUUCUUUCCAUCGCCAUGGUGCUGGCGGGCCUCAGCUUGCGCCUGGUGCCCGCACCCCGUGCUGCACUGAUGGGGGCCGCGACGGCGUGGAACGGGGCCCUUCCCUCUCCUCCCCCCACCCGGCUGCCCCCUCCCCCCGGCACCCGGCGGAAGGUGUUGGGCUUCACGCGCGCGCUGCACAUGGCGGCGCUGCUGAACCGCACGCUCGUCAUCCCGCCCAAGCUGCCACACAAGUCGGGCUCGGGCGGCAACCUGGACCCGGCCACCUUCCGCGACUCCGCAUGGGCCGUGUACUCGCGCCACCUGCUGCGCGCCGACUACGUGUCGAUGGCGGACGUGCUGCGAGUGGCGGCCAUACCGCCCACCGUGGUGCGCACCAUCGACCUGCGCCACCUCGUUGCUCGCCUCUGCGCCUGCGACGUGGCCGUGCCGUGCUGGACGGCCUCGUGCCACGGGCUCACACGCAACACCACGUCCUCGCACCAGGCGCGUGUGCGCUGCCUGCAGCAGUGCGGGGCAAGGCUGGGCGCGGCGCCCCUGGCGCGCGCGGGGCCGUGGGGCGCGCUGGACGCGGUGUGGGGCGCCGUGUAUGGGGCAUGGGGCACAGAGACGGACGUGGCAGCCGCGUGGGAGGCGCAAGGCCUGCUGUACCGUGUCCCCCACAUGUGUAAUGAGACCUUGUGGACAAUCGGCAACUAUUCCGGCCUGCGUGCGUUGCGUGCAAUGGUGGGAGACAGGGCGCAGUGGCCGAUAAAGCGGUGCAUGAACACGGACAUCAACGAGUAUCUGCCCAAGCCCACGCCGCUGCACAGCCUGCUCAUGCCGCACACUGCCAAGGUGAUGGCGUUCGCCUCCAUGUUCCGCACACCCAUCGCUGAUAUUCGCCUCGACUUUGGCCCUCGCGUCAACCAAAUACGACAGGCCGCCCUGCCUUUCUUCUCGCAGCUUAUACUGGAUGCAGCUGCCGCGUUUGUGAGGGAGCACUUGCCGCGUGCGUAUGCUUGUGUGCACGUGCGGGGCAUUGAGCCGCCGUACAGCACAAAACUGAACGCCACACUGCGCAUAGCAGAGGCAGCCGUUGCUGCCAUGGUGCGGCGGCAUGGCAGCGGGGCAGGGGGGCGGGUGCCUGUGUUCCUGAUGACGGACCUGGACCGCCCCACCUGGCACGCACUGCUGCUGCCGCGCGUCACUGCACUGGGAGUGCGCAUGGUGACUCUUGAUGCCACACCAUUCGCAGCGCGCAUGCAUGAUCUCUCGCGCGCCCUGCGCCAACAAGGGGCCGGCAUCAGAGCCAACCGCCUUGCACCUCCCCCACAAGUUAAGUGGGGGAAUGAUGUGGCGUACAACAACACGAGCUUCAGCACCUACCCGGCAGGGUUGCCAAGCGAAAUAGCAGACAUACAGUUGUUUGUGGAGCAAGUUGUGUGCUGCUAUGCAUCCCUAGACACCAUAACAACUGCCGGGUCCAGCACAAGUCUGCUAGUCUUGCUCCAUCAAGCAGCUGGCCACUGCAGUAAACUUCCAGACCUGCCGUGA